CAUUAUUUUAGAAUGAGUACUACGUUAUUUUAUUUUAGAAUGAGUACCACAUUUUCAAAAUGAAUAAUUAUGUUUGUGUGAGAAUGAAUACUUCUUUACUUCAAAAUGAAUACUACUCGGAUGUACCUACUUCUACUUACCUCCGAAUGUACCAUAUACCUUCUAGCAUGUAAUUCUUGACUAGUUUGAGAUAAAUAAGAGGGGAACUCGCCGUUGGACUUAUAUUAAGGAACUGAAGGAAGCAGAUGGACUUGAAGGGAAAACCAGCUGACCAUGGCUACUACAUGCCUGCUGAGUGGGAAUCCCAUUCACAAACUUGGAUCGGCUGGCCAGAACGGCCAGAUAACUGGAGGGAAAAUGCUGUGCACGCUCAACAAGUAUUUGCUAGUGUAGCAACUGCUAUCUCAAGAUUUGAGCCUGUCACAGUUUGUGCUAGUUCCACUCAGUGGAGCAAUGCACGUAAUCAGCUACCGGAACAUAUCAGGGUUGUUGAGAUGAGCUUAAAUGAUUCUUGGUUUCGCGAUAGCGGUCCAACCUUUGUUGUAAAAAAGGAUAGAGAAAGUUAUCAGAAUCUUGAGCCAAGGGUUGCAGGCAUUGACUGGACAUUUAAUUGCUGGGGAGUUAAGAUGAUGAGGAUGACUCGAACGUUGGAAGCAAUUCUAGUCAUACAUCAUACAGAGUUAAAGAAUGCAAAGGAUGGCCCAGUGAUAGAGACAGAUGUAUCUGCAAGUGGUUCAAUGGCAUUGGGAGUUGCGAAAUCGAUAACAGAUUAACAUGGUAAAAGAAAUCUUGUUAGCUAAG
Molecule: messenger RNA, 801 nt
Organism: Cuscuta campestris
Lineage: Eukaryota; Viridiplantae; Streptophyta; Magnoliopsida; Solanales; Convolvulaceae
Source: the annotation of a GenBank genome assembly